Anopheles funestus (African malaria mosquito) is the source of this 2475-nucleotide messenger RNA. RefSeq lists its product as uncharacterized. The record is from RefSeq and is a predicted model, not a curated record. The coding region runs from base 1164 to 1664 and encodes 166 amino acids. Lineage: Eukaryota; Metazoa; Arthropoda; Insecta; Diptera; Culicidae. The transcript is spliced from 2 exons.
GACUGCAACUGAGAUCGUCGCCCCCGAGUCAUGUGCGUUUUUUGUGUGCUUGUGUAGUUUCUCUGGAAGCAAAGCAAAUACAAACUGUUUAAACAACAGUCGAACCUUUUUUUUUUGGAGACAAAUCGCAACCGAAUGAGAGUUUGAAGCAGGUCUGCUAGUUUGAUUUUAGUAACCGAAUCGGUUACCUCGGGUAGUGAAAUAAUAAAACAAAGAAACAAAACCCGUUCAAACAAUGGAACCAACGAAAGCUUCGCCCGAUCUUAAUCUGAAGGAAAUUCUUGCCAGCGUGACACCAGAGCAACGGGCAGAAUUUUUAAAAUCGUAUCAACAAUUGCAAAUGCUUCCCGGUCUGAUAGAAAAGAUGCGUGCAAAAGCCCUGAAUGAUCAACUGUUUUACAGAAACGUCUUUUUCUUCGGUGCCAUCUUCAUCGUGCUGAGCGUGUUCGGUAAGAAGUAAUGCGAAUGUUAACGAACAUAACAACAGAGGCGUACAGACAGAGGAAACCUAGCAAAUGAAACACGUUCAGCGUCUGGUCACAUUAGCUAAUUUGCUUGUUGCCCUGGUAGACUUGGGGUAGUUUUCCAGCAGGUUCCCGGCUUUAGUUUCAAGUGUGGCUUUCGCACGUUUGUUAUCUGCGAUAGUGCAACGUCGCUUUAUAUACAUGAUGGGUACGGUGCGUUCCGAACACGCGGUGUGACACGUUAGCACCUUUCGUGAAUCCACUGUCGGUCAAUAUUUUAUUACGGUUAAGGAAAUUCCCAUCGGAAGGGGACAAGUGUGAAGGUGGUGAUCGUGUAAAGGGCAACGCGUGGUCUCUAGCUUGGAGAUACUCACUUUGGCCACGUCACUCACACGACGGGUGACGACUUAUCGAGUGAUAAGCAACGGGUUUUUUUUCCUUUUUUUUUCGCUGCUCUAUUGUUGAUUGUACACUAUCGCGCGUUUUUUUAUCUUCAUCAUCUUUACCAUCAUCCCCACCCGACGGAAUCGAUGUUGUCGGUGGACAGUUUUACCAAGCUUUUGCCACCUGUUUAUUAGUGUACGGGUGGGUCUGCUACUGCUGUGAAGGUUUGUAGCAAACGAACGAGAUAACGAACGUGUAACGUGCGCUUUAUCGUGGCAGUCGUCCUUAGUUCUUGUUCUGCUGCAUCUCAUCAACAUGACGGCAGCCGACUAUGAGGAAAAUCCUUUCGUCGAGGCACUUACAUCCGAUGCACUCAGUGAGCUACUGCAGGAUGAUGAGAAACGAUCGCUGGCACAAGAGUUUCAGGACAAUUUGCGAACACUGUCCGAAAUGUUCGUUAACCUGUCGGAGGACGAGAAGCGCCAGUUUGCGAAACAGUUUAAGCGCAAGUUUGUGAAAUCGUUAUCACAGUUGAGCGAAUUUUCCAAACAGAAGAAGAUCGUUCAAAGUGCACUGGGGAAGGAUGAUGAACCAGGCACGGUGGUAGAAACGAUUGUCAAAAAAGUGCCCUUGAUGGAUAUACUUUGGACCGAACAGUUCGGACCAACGCCCUUAGGGUAUGGGCUUAUGGCAGGUUUACUUACACUCGUAAUUGCAUUCUUUGGCUACAAGCUGUACCUAUCGCUCACGGAGAAGGAACGCAAGCGCGAGGAAAAGCUAAAGGCAAAACAGGAAAAGGGCAAAAAGAAGAAAUGAUUCCCUGCCGUUGGGAGUAACACAACCACUGGCGGCAACAGUGAUCGCGCAUCACGUCGAAAUCAUCAGAGCCAAAAGCAGCAGCUGGAGCCGUCAGUGAAGCACAAACAUUCCAGAGGAAAAAGACUUGGCAAGGCCUAGCGAAUCCAUACCGCGUAAUAAUUCAAAUCGGGCACGGGCACGAGGAAUAGGAAAACAGAGCAAGAUAAAAAAAACAAGAAGAGAAAACACUAUAUUUAUCGACCGAUUGUUAGUCCCCGUUUUGCAACAGAUAUAUGUAUAUUUACUCCGAUAGCGAUAGUGAUCAUUCCCUUUUAGCCCGAAUCCCCCUGGGAGCGACGUUGUAGUUUCCGCUUUCCCGGGAAGACUGUCCCGUUUUUUUUUUUGCCAGCAAAUCGUUCCCUUACUAAGGUUUACUCCAAAUCCUGUUCUUCAGUACUAUUGCCGUAAAACACAAUCUAGUACAACGUUCUAAGUAGCAGCUAUAAGUGUGUUCGACAUACCGAUCAAUAUAUCUUCUUUAGCCCAACGACACAGGCAAUCAUAACCUGUCUGUCAAUACAGAUACAGAUCCGCUAACCGUUCCGAUCAUUCAAUUUGUAGAACAAUAGCGAAGGGAAACGCUUUUUUUAGUUUUGAAUAACAGAUUACUGCAAGGGACAAUUGCGACAUUUCAAUUUACAAUCCUUCUGACACAGUAGUAGCAGUGGAAUACGAAACGCAAUCAAGUUGUGUGUGUUUUCUCGUUUAUGUGCAAGAUAAUAUAUUUUAUAUAGAGAAUGGAGAAUGCGAAGAAGCAGAACAAGGUAAU